UUAGGGCAUUUUAAACCUUUUGCCGAAAAUCAAAUCCCUUAUUACACAUCCCCAUACGCUGAGAUCAAAGUGACAGAAAAUGGACAAUUCUGCGAAUUGCAAGAACUACGGCGUCCCUAUCUACGGUGCCGGUUGGGUUCCGUCGAGCGCCCUCAGAUCUGCCGUCGAACCGCCGGCCGAUGAUGAAAAGGACGAUGGCGACAAAUCAUCAGCUCCGGCGCCGGGAAACUACGUAGUCCUUGCCGGAGGAGGUGGAGAAGGGAAUAGCGGUAUUCGCAACGCGCUCGUUGUAGCUCAGUUCAAUUUUGAUUCCAAUGUUCUCUUUGAUGAACCUGUGGCAAAGGAAGGAACUGGUGGUGAUCUGCCCUAUAGGAUGGCCAUCCAUCCUGGUGGAGAUGGUCUGAUAUGUUCAAUGCCAAAAAGCUGCAGAUGGUUUGACUGGGAUAUUCAGAGAGCUGAUAAUCUUUCACUGGGUCUAAGAUCAUCUGAGAGAGUACUUGAGCCAUUGCAAGAUGUUGGACAACAAUUAGCGCUAACUUUUAAUAAUGAAGGUUCUUUACUUGCUGUCGGCAGUGAGGAUGGCAAGUUGAGGGUUUUCAAGUGGCCGAGCAUGGAAAUUAGUCUUGAUGAGGCUAAUGCUCAUGCUUCUGUGAAGGAUCUAGACUUCAGCCCUGAUGGAAAAUUUCUUGUAUCUGUUGGAAGCGGCCCUUGCCGUAUUUGGGACGUCUCUAAAUCAACAUCUGUAGCUUCUUUGAUGAAAGAAAAUGAUGAGAUUUUUGGCUAUUGUAGAUUCUCGCCAGUUAUUGAUGAGAAUCAGGUUCUAUACAUCACCACGAUGCGAGAUCAAGGUGGAAGUAUUUCGAAGUGGAGUACUACUACGUGGAAGAGGAUAAGAUCAAAGCGUGUUGUUCGUGAUCCUGUUUGUGCCUUUAAUAUUUCACCCAAUGGAAAGCUUCUGGCAGUAGGAACAAUCGAGGGAGAUGUACUGAUAAUUUCUUCUAACAAUUUGCAAGUGCAAAAUGUGGUGAAAAAGGCUCAUCUUGGUCUUGUGACAACAUUGAAGUUCUCGGAAGAUUCGAGGGCUUUGCUUUCUGCCUCCAUGGAUUCAAGAGUGAGAGUGACAAUUAUAAAGGAAGAGAAGAAAAGUGGUCUGAGCUUGUGGAUCGUUAUACUCGUCAUUCUGAUUGCAAUAGCUGUAUUUUACGCAGCAAACAAUGGGAUUAUUCCAUUGGAGCUAAACUCUACACUUAAAUGACGAGCUUUACCCAGAAGUAUUGUUAGAAUGGUUAUGUUUAUAGGUGGAACAAUAUCUGUGGCAUUUUUGAAGGCUGGACAGUGGCUUUGGAUUCUAGCUUAAGUUAAAAGAUAUCUGGUGUUUUGGGUGUGCUUCAAGUGUUAAGACAGUUCAUUUCUCCAUUAGAUUCUCACUGUACAAAACAAGUUGUUGACUAGGUCUAUCUCUUCCAUUUCAACUUUAUUUGGUAGAUCUUUCUCAAAAUAAAUUGGAGGUUUUCCA
This is a messenger RNA of Nicotiana attenuata, 1516 nucleotides long. RefSeq names its product SEC12-like protein 2. Gene Ontology annotation, cellular component: endoplasmic reticulum membrane. The transcript is spliced from 10 exons. Gene Ontology annotation, molecular function: guanyl-nucleotide exchange factor activity; protein binding; GTPase activator activity. Gene Ontology annotation, biological process: protein secretion. Lineage: Eukaryota; Viridiplantae; Streptophyta; Magnoliopsida; Solanales; Solanaceae. Bases 80 to 1255 code for a protein of 391 amino acids. The record is from RefSeq and is a predicted model, not a curated record.